AUGCCCACAAAAAAGAAAAAAACAAGACAGAGAGCAGCAGAGGAAACCAAAGAUGUGGAUGACGAGGACUCGGAAGAUCAGGAACCAAAGCCAAAAAAGAAAAGUAAGCAGGUGAGUGAGUCAGGAGAUGCUGGCAGAUCGAAGAAGAAAAAGAAACUCAAGGACAGUGAUGAAGAAGGGUACAGCUCUGAUGUGUCUGUGACUGAUGUGAAGAGCAGCAAAAAGAGAGGAAAAGAUAAGGAAAAGGUCAAGAAGAAGAAAACUAAAGAAGAGAGUGGAGAUGAGCUGAGCAUCAAGUCACAGAAUACAGAUACUGAGGAUAACAACAAUGAGUCCAAAAGUAGCAAGAGAAAAGAAAAGUUGCCUGAUGUGAUUGAGACCACAAAGACAGGAUCAAAAAAAUCUUCAGCUAAAGAGAAAAUGGGAAAAGAUAAAAAAUCCAAAGACGUAGAGGAAGAUCAAGAUGCAGCUGGGGAUGAAGACGAGGGGAAAAAGAAAAAGAAAGGCAAGAAGAAAGGUUCGGUGAAGGGGGAUAGUGAUGAUGACACCAAAAAGACAAAAGGGAAAAAGAAGAAAGUUGAAAAUUACGUGGAAAUCUAUGAGAAGGAACUUCGCAACUAUGAACCAGAAGAAGUGGAGAACUACGAGGAUGAGUAUCAUAAGAAGAAAGUGUAUGAAGUCGUAACCAUCACUGGUGAUGAAAGAGGAGCAGGCACCGACGCCAACGUGUUUAUCACAUUGUUCGGAGAAUAUGGCAUCACUCCAAAAGUUCAUCUGGCGAGCAAGAGUCGUACUGCUUUUGAGAGAGCCAAAACUGAUGUCUUUAGAAUAAGGACUCACAAUGUUGGACCCAUAAAGAAGAUAAGGAUUGAGCAUGACAACACCGGCAUGAACGCCAGCUGGUUCCUGGACAGAGUGGUUGUGACGGAUGUGAUCAGGCCUCACCUCAGGUUCUACUUUGCUUGUAACAACUGGCUCAGUAAAGCGGAGGGAGACCAUCUUUACAUUCGAGACCUUCUGGGCAGCAUGGACCCCAUGGACAUGCCCAAAUAUAAUAAAUAUGGAGUGAGUGUUUUCACUGGAGAUGUAAAGGGCAGUGGAACCGAUGCAGAUGUCUUCAUCAAUAUCUUUGGGGAGUUUGGAGACACAGGGGAAAGACGACUUGACAAUGAUAAAAAUAACUUUGAACAAGACACAGAGGACAAGUUUACCUUUGAGGCACCAAACUUGGGCAAAAUUAGAAAGAUCACAAUUGGCCAUAACAACAAAGGCUCCUCAGCAGGAUGGUUUGUAGAUAAGGUGAUUGUGGAUGAUCUGGGCAACAAAAUGGUCUAUGAAUUCCCCAUCAAUCGUUGGUUUGCCAUUGAUGAGGAUGAUGGAAAGAUCCAAAGGGAUAUUUUGGUGGGAGGGAGUCAACCUACAGGUAUUGUGUACAAUGUCCAGAUUGUGACAGGGAACAUCCGAGGUGCUGGGACCAACUCCAAAAUCCACAUUGUGAUGCAUGGCUCCAAAGGCAUGAAGAACAGCGGCAAGGUAUUUCUGGAGGGUGGAAAGUUUGAGCGAGGCUUGACAGACAUUUUCAAUGUUGAGAUCGCUGCACUCCUCAGCCCCCUCAGUAGAGUUACUAUUGGACACGACAAUGGAGGAGUCAGCUCUGGGUGGUUCUGUGAAAAGGUGGUGGUGUACUGCCCGUUCACAGGGAUUGAGCAGACCUUCCCUUGUAGUAAAUGGCUGGAUGAGAAGGAAGGAGACGGUCUGAUAGAGAGAGAGCUCUAUGAGAUGGUGUCACUCAGACAGAAGAGACAAAAGAAGCACCCAUGGUCCUUGUGGAUCUGGACAUCAGACCUGCCCAAUGCAGGAACCGACGCCGACGUCUUCGUCCAAAUUUAUGGAGACAAAGGCAAAUCAGACGAGAUCAGACUGGACAACAAAACUGACAAUUUUGAGCAAGGACAGGUAGACAAGUUUAUGAUCGAACUACCUGAUUUGGGAAAACUGACCAAACUCCGUGUCUGGCAUGAGAAGAGAAAUCCUUUUGCAGGAUGGCAUCUCAGUAAGGCAACUAUAAUGAAGACAUUAACUAAGGAAAAGUAUACAUUCCCCUGUGAGCGUUGGCUGGACAUUACUGAGGACGAUAACGAGGUUGUGAGGGAGUUACCUGCCACUGGAGAUGAAAUUGACGAGCCGCUGGCCUUGGUAAAGUACAGGGUGACUGUUUGCACGGGGACCAUCGGCGGCAGUGGAACAGAUGCAUCUGUGUUUCUUAGCCUGAUUGGAGACCAAGGGGACACAGGAGAUCGACAGCUGAUGAACUGCAAAAACAAUGUCAACAAGUUUGAGAAAGGAAAUUUGGAUGAGUUUAUUAUUGAAGCUGUAUCCAUCGGGAAGAUCCGCAGAUUGAGGAUUGGACACGAUGGCAAAGGUGGAGGCUGCGGCUGGUUUCUUGAUAAAGUCAUGGUGCGUGAAGAGGGCCAGGCGGAGGCCCACGCUGUAGAGUUCCCAUGCAACAGAUGGUUUGACCGUAAUGAAGAUGAUGGACAGAUUGUUCGAGAGUUGGUGCCUUUAUCAGAUGGGCAGCGUCUCUACAAUUUCAACUAUCACAUUGCAGUAAAGACUGGUAACAUCCCUGGAGGCAGUUCAGACUCCAACGUGUUUGUCAAGCUUUACGGGGAGAAAGGGGACACCAGUAAGAUGAUGCUGGUGGUCUCUGACAACAACCUGGGGAACUACUUUGAGACGGGUCGUGUUGACAUCUUCACUGUGGAAACCCUUGAUAUUGGACAGAUCAACCGUCUGAUGAUUGGCCACACCAACGAGGGCAUGCGUGCCGGGUGGUUUCUGGACAGUGUUCAGAUUAUGGUGCCAGCCCAUGGAAGCCAUUACAUGUUCCCCAGUCACCGCUGGCUUUGCAAGGAUGAAGCAGAUGGAAAAACAGAGGUGGAGCUUUACCCCAGUGAGAUCUUGGAGAUGGAGCAAUUGAUUAAUUAUGAAGUAACUGUAGUGACUGGAGAUGUGACGUUUGCUGGCACUAAUGCCAGAGUGUUCAUCCAGAUGUAUGGAGACAAAGGGAAGACAGAGAUUAUGAUCCUCGAAAGCAGAUCCAACAAUUAUGAACGUAACACCACAGAAAUAUAUAAGAUUGAGAGCAAAGAUGUGGGCAAGAUCUACAAGAUCCGUAUCGGUCACGACGGCUCUGGUAUCGGAGCUGGCUGGUUUCUGGAGACUGUGGAUGUCAAACGUCUGAUCAUGGCCAUGGCGCCCAAAGAGAAGAAAAAGGAGGACAGAGAGGAGAUGCAGGAGGUGGUGCUGACUUAUCAUUUCCCCUGUUCACGGUGGCUGGCAUCAGGGGAGGAGGAUGGUGAACUGGUGGUGGAGCUGCUGCCUGAGGACUCAGAGGACCUGGAAGUCAACACCUAUGAAGUGAGUGUCUUCACUGGUGUCAUGAUGGGCGCUGGGACCGACUCCAGGGUCUUCAUCAAUAUUUAUGGAGAAAACGGAGACACUGGAGAGCGCUUCCUCAAGAAGUCGGGCAACCUCAACAAAUUUGAACGAGGACAGGUGGAUGUUUUCAUGGUGACAGCUGUUUCCCUUGGUCCUCUAAAGAAGCUACGUAUCCGGCAUGACAACUCAGGGGCUCAUUCUGCUUGGUACCUGGAUCGUGUAGAGAUAAUAGAUGAAAAGGAUGAUACAACGUAUUAUUUUCCUUGUAACCGCUGGCUGGCAGUGGAUGAGGAUGACGGGCAGAUAGCGAGAGAGCUGGUACCUGUGGAUGAGGCCUUCAUUUUGAAGGAUGAUGAUGACGAGGGGACUGCCAUGUCUACUACGUACACUCUGAAACUGAAAACUGGAGAGAAGGAAUACGCUGGCACUGAUGCCAACGUGUUCGCUAUCCUUUUUGGCGAAAAUGAUGACACAGGGAUUGUCAACCUUAAGGCGUGUAAGAAUUAUAAGAAUAAGUUUGAGAAGGGGAUGAUCAACGAGUUUACUGUGGAGGCAGUGGAUUUAGGCGAUCUGGAGAAGCUUCGAAUUGGUCACGACAACUCAGGAGGUUCACCUGGUUGGUUCUUGGAUUGGGUCGAGGUUGACGCUCCCUCACAAGGUCAGAGAAUGAGAUUCCCAUGUGGCCGCUGGCUUGACAGAGGAGAGGACGAUGGUGCCAUAGUGAGAGAUCUUUACCCUGCAGAGUUACAGACUGAAUUCUUCAUGCCAUUUGUACCUUAUGAGAUAAAGAUCUACACCAGUGAUGUGUUUGGUGCUGGAACAGACGCUGAUGUCUUCAUAGCUUUGUACGGGCGUAAAGGAGUGUGCACACAGCAGAAAUCCCUGUGUGUCAACAAGAGAGAGAGACGGCUCUACUUUGAGAGGGGAGCUGAGGACAUGUUCAUUGUGGAGUUGGAGGAUGUUGGCGAUGUUAUAGAGAAGAUCAGGAUAGGACACGACAACAGGGGCACCAACCCAGGAUGGCACCUGGAUAGAGUCGAGAUCAGAAGGCAACUCAGGAAGGGAAAGGGUUCAGAGACGACCAUUUUCCCAUGUGAGCGUUGGCUGGCCAAGUCAGAGGACGAUGGUGAGACGGUGAGGGAGCUGGUACCCUCUGAUAUCAUCACAGAGAAACUACUCCGAGAUGGAAAACUAAAACGGACUGAGACAGAGGUGGAGGAUGCUUUGGAAACUCACACCUACAAGGUGUCGAUACGGACGGGAGAUAUGUACGGAGCAGGAACAGAUGCCAAUGUGUUUCUCACAAUCUAUGGUGACCUCGGAGACACAGGGGAGCGAAAACUCGCCAAAUCUGAAACCAACAAGAACAAGUUUGAGAGAGGAGAGGUGGACAAGUUCACUAUUGAGGCUGUGGAUCUGGGGCAAGUCUUCAAGGUUCGCAUUCGUCAUGACAACUCCAUGAUUGGUGCAGACUGGUAUUUGGACCAGGUGGAGGUGCAGGAUGUGGACUCUGAGGAGGUGUACAUGUUCCUGUGUGAGCGCUGGUUGUCGACAAAGAAAGAAGACAAACGCAUAGACAGAACCUUCUUUGUCAAGGGGUAUGAGGGUGAACGAAACACUGAUCCAAACACAAAGAAAAUGGCCCUGGCCAAACUGGGACUGGACAGAAAUGCCAAUAAGAAGAAAAAGAAGAAAAAGGCAGCAGUAGUCGAAGAGGGUCCAAUCAUCCCCUACCACUUCACCUUGUCCACGGGGGUCGAACGUGAUGCCAGCACCACAGCCAGGGUCUAUGUUAUCAUCCUCGGCCCAAAUGACACAGAAACAGACCGACUGUGGCUGGACCUGCCUGACGGAAAGAAAGCCUUUACAGCCGGCACCAUGGAACACUUUGUGUGCUAUGGGACUGACGUAGGAGAGAUCAAGAGGGUGGAACUCGGCCAUAACGGUGUCACACCAGAGAGCUGCUGGUUGGUGAAUGAGCUGUCGGUUGCCGUGCCAACCAAAGGUAUCAAGUACAUCUUUCCAUGUAAGUGCUGGCUGGCUAAAGACAGGGGAGAUGGUCUGACUGCCAGACUGUUCAACGUGCUGGACUCCAGCACGAUCAACAUUAUCCGCAAAGUAGUUUAUUCUGCAACAGUUGUCACAGGGGACACUCAGUCCGCAGGAACCGAUACUAACAUUUUUCUGACUGUUUACGGAGCCAAUGGGUGCACAGAGGAAAUGCUUCUACCUAAAAAUGAGGACCGGUUUGAAAGAGGUCAAGAGGACACUUUUACCCUGGAAAUAGAUGACAUUGCUCCACUGAAGAAGAUCAGAGUUCGGAUAGAUGGAACUGGGAGUCGCCCCGACUGGUUUCUUGACAGGAUCCUGAUGAGGAACCUGACAACAGAAGAAGUGUACGUGUUCACCUAUGAGGAAUGGCUGUCGAAGACCAAAGGGCCGAAGAGGACAAAGGUGUGUGAGCUGGCAGCUGUGGUGGAUGAAGAGGAGAUGGUGGAGAAAACAACCUACCUUCUUCAAGUCCAGACGAGUGACAUCGCAAGUGCUGGCACCGAUGCCAAUGUGUUUGUGAUUUUAUUUGGGGAGUACGGAGACACUGGGACACUGCCUCUGAGGGACAGCACCAACAGAAACAAGUUUGAGCGUAAGGGCAAAGAUACGUUCAGAUUUUCUGACAUGCUCAGUCUGGGUGAGCUGUCCAAACUCCGAGUGUGGCACGACAACAAAGGCCCUGGUCCAGGCUGGCACCUCGAGUACAUUGAUGUGAAAGAUGAGGCCAUGGACCAAACGUUCAGGUUCCCAUGUGACCGCUGGUUGGCUAAAAAUGAAGAUGACGGGCAGAUAAUGAGGGAGUUGGCCUGCGCCAACAACGACUCUGUAGAUCUCAGUGACAAAACCAAAUAUGAAAUUGCCACAACAACUGCUAACACAGAUAAAGCUUCCACCACGGAAAAUGCCUGGAUUGUGUUGGAGGGAAGAAAAGCCCGUUCCAAGGAGUUAGUGCUAGAGAAUAAGAAAAAGAAGUUCUUAUGCGGUGCCACUGACACAUUCGAGUUUUCGUCCAAGCACGUUGGAGAAAUCGCUGGCAUCUGCAUCGGCCACAUAACGAAAGACGGCAAAAAGCCAAAGGGUGAAUCUUUCUGGUAUGUUAUGGAGGUAGUAGUGACAGAAAAGGAGCUGGGAAACAAGUAUUUCUUCCGCUGUGAUUCUCAAAUUCCCCUGGCAGCCAAAAAGGACCAAUUCCAGACAUUUGAGUGUUACAAAUCUGUCGAGAGCUUCGCAAGCAAAGUCCGCAACCUGGUGCCCGUCAAGUAUGAGAUCAUCGUCAUCACUGGAGACGUUAAAGGCGCCGGGACAGACGCCAACGUUUUCAUCACCAUUUACGGCGUCAACGGUGACUCGGGCAAACGUCAACUCAGGCAGAAGUUUCGCAACCUUUUCGAACGAGGACGAACAGACCGUUUUGUGCUGGAGAUGCUGGACCUCGGGGAGCUACUGAGGGUCAAAGUGGAGCACGACGACCACGGCUCCAGCAGUGGGUGGUAUUUAGAGUGUGUUGAGGUGACCAACACAGCCAACUCAGUGACUACUAUCUUUCAGUGUGGAAAGUGGCUAGACAAGAGCAAAGCCGACGGGCAGAUUGAGCGUGUGCUAUAUCCCAGGUAUUAGGAGGAGGAUGCGCGAAUCAAAAAGUGGCCAGGUAUGUUUGUGCCAACUCUCUAGGUUGUCCCACUGCAGGUGUAAUCUGCACAGCAGCCGUCUAAAUGGAGACUUCAGGGCUGAGGGCCUGUUUUUCUUCACUCCACAAAACGCCAUUUCCCAUUGUCCUCUCUUACACCAACUCAAAAUAAACUUCCACUGACUUCAGAACUGGA
Molecule: messenger RNA, 7316 nt
Organism: Sphaeramia orbicularis (orbiculate cardinalfish)
Lineage: Eukaryota; Metazoa; Chordata; Actinopteri; Kurtiformes; Apogonidae
Gene: loxhd1b
Product: lipoxygenase homology PLAT domains 1b
Exons: 43
Coding region: 1-7110 (2369 amino acids)
Molecular function (GO): protein binding
Source: RefSeq, a predicted model, not a curated record